CGACUAUUCAAGGAAAAUCGGAUCUAAGUGCUUGAAGCUGAAACUACAACAACAGCAGCCUUGAAUUAUAUAGCAACGGGUAAUGUUUGUUAAACUUAGGGUUGCUUUGCCGGAUACACACACAAUAGUAUUGUUAUUAUUUUUAUAAUUGUAUCAUCAAUAAUAAGUUUAUCCAAACAAUUUAUGAGACAUUGCGUGAGCCAGUGUACAGUUGUUCAUUUUGAAUGAUUGUUGAAUGAUUCUAGAAGAUCACGGAGUUUAUAAAAAUGAAACCUUUAUAAACGACUUAUGUAAUACGGUAACAAUGAUGAACGCGCUUUUAUCGCUGUGCUUCGUGGCUUGCGCUUCGCUGCUCUCCUCCGCCUUCGGAUGCGACGUUCCACCGUGGACACUAAAAAGAGCCGACGCCCGCAAUAGUGUUGUGUCUUUUUUCAACAACACUAUUACAGAUUCAUUCAUGAUGGUUAGGUGGACUUGGAUGGACUCGUCGUCUGGCUUAUGGGACACCAGACUGCGAGUGUCACUCAAUAAAGAAGACAUAAUUGGAGGAGGAUUUACGUAUUCUGACCAAUAUGAAAACGAAAUAGCGUCAGUCAGAUGGUUUAGAAAAAAUGGUCCAAUUAAAUGGAAAUUUACGUCGUUUUCGACGCCACCAGAUAGUUGGUGGAUGACAUCAACAUUACCUUGGGGAGGAAAUAUGACAUGGGGGUACAAAAAUCAAAUUACUGAUGGUUCGUGGGUUUUUAAAGUCGAUAAUGAUACAUUUAUCCCAAAAAAUGAACAAAAUUUUGAUGGUUGGCCACAGACAAUAGGAAAUCGUUGGAAAAGAACAAUAUCCUUAAAUGAUCUUCCUAUUAAGAAUAAAGAAUAUAACGCAGACUUUAAAAAUAUAAAAGAGGAAGAAAGAGACAAAGAUGUUGCUAAAAUGGUUGCUGAUUACUUUAAAGUAUUCUAUCAAGCGUUUAGAUCAAAAGGAUCAUCUCUUGAUAUUGGUUCUCAACUUAGUAAUGAUGAAUUCAAUAAAUAAAUACAUAAAAUUUACACGAUGUAAUUGUGAAUUUUAUUUUAUCCAUUCCACUACGGACAAUUCAAAU
This is a messenger RNA of Daktulosphaira vitifoliae (grape phylloxera), 1094 nucleotides long. RefSeq lists its product as uncharacterized. NCBI's taxonomy places the organism in Eukaryota, Metazoa, Arthropoda, Insecta, Hemiptera, Phylloxeridae. The coding region runs from base 236 to 1027 and encodes 263 amino acids. The record is from RefSeq and is a predicted model, not a curated record. The transcript has 8 exons.